Stegodyphus dumicola is the source of this 5393-nucleotide messenger RNA. Its product is annotated as hemocyanin F chain-like. NCBI's taxonomy places the organism in Eukaryota, Metazoa, Arthropoda, Arachnida, Araneae, Eresidae. Gene Ontology annotation, molecular function: oxidoreductase activity. The record is from RefSeq and is a predicted model, not a curated record.
CUCGGUAGCUCUCGACCUCUGUAUCGUCCAGUUACCCUCUGAAGCCGACGAUGUCCGUCAAAGAAAAGCAGCAGCGCGUUUGCAGCCUGUUCGAGCACCUGACCACUGUAAGCCGAACUGCAGUGCCUGUCGACCAGAGGGAUGCUAGACUAAAGGGGAUUGGAAAAUUGGCCCAGGGAGAGCUUUUCUCAUGUUUCCACGAGAAACACCUGACGGAGGCAACAAAACUAUACGAAAUCCUUCAUUCUGCUAAGGACUUCGAUGAUUUCAUGAACUUGGCGAAACAAGCUCGAUCCUUUGCAAAUGAAGGCCUUUUCGUCUAUGCUGCCUCUGUUGCUAUUCUUCAUCGCGAUGACUGCAAAGGAGUCACUAUGCCACCCAUUCAAGAAAUCUUCCCAGAUAGGUUUGUUCCAUCCGAAACCAUCAGUCUGGCUCAAAAAGAAGUUGCAAACCAUCCUGACAAGGAUGUCGAAGUUGAGAUUGAAUCAACCGGCAACAUUCUGGAUCCAGAGUAUAAGAUGAGCUAUUUCCGAGAAGAUAUUGAGACUAAUGCCCAUCAUUGGCACUGGCAUAUAGUCUAUCCAGCAACAUGGAGACCAGAGGUCAUGGGCAGACUUAAGGACAGGAAAGGAGAACUUUUCUACUAUAUGCAUCAACAGAUGUGCGCCAGAUAUGAUUGCGAACGACUUUCUAAUGGCAUGAGGAGAAUGAUACCUUUCCAUAACUUCGAAGAAGAAUUGGAGGGUUAUUCCGCUCAUUUAACGUCUCUAGUCAGUGGACUGCAAUAUGCUUCAAGACCAGAAGGAUUCCAUCUGCAUGACCUGAAAGAUGUUGAUGUCCAGGAUAUGAUCCGUUGGAGGGAAAGGAUAAUUGAGGCUAUCCACUUGGGAUACGUUGAAGACGAAAACCACCAACGAGUUGAAUUGACAGAACAGAAUGGUAUUGAUAUCUUAGGUGCUAUCGUUGAAUCCAGCUAUGAAUCUAAGAAUAAGUUGUUUUACGGAAGUCUUCAUAACUGGGGACAUGUCAUGAUGGCAAGAAUUACUGAUCCUGAUGGCAGAUUCAAUGAAAACCCAGGUGUCAUGAGCGACACUUCCACUGCUCUUCGUGAUCCAAUUUUCUACAGGUACCACAGGUUUAUUGAUAACAUCUUCCAGGAGUACAAGUCCACUUUAAAACCAUACACACCAGAUGAACUCAAAUUCGACGGUGUUCAAGUUGUAAAUGUAACAGUAAAUGCUAAAGUUCCUAACCUUGUAACAACAUUUAUGAAGACGGAUGUUUUGGAAUUAACACAUGGUAUUGACUUUGGAACCAAACAUUCAGUCAAAGUACGUUACCAACAUCUGGACCAUGAACCAUUUACUUACAACAUCAGCGUUGACAAUAAGACUGGAGGACCCAAAGAAGCAACAGUCAGGAUAUUUCUUGGCCCCAAAUACGAUGAGUUAGGUAACCGCUUGGACCCAGAACACCAGAGAACAUUGUGCAUUGAAUUAGACAAAUUCCACACUGAAUUGACUCCUGGCAAGAAUGUAAUCACCAGAGAUCAUCGUCUAUCCAGCGUGACAGUAUCUGAGACUCAUACUUUCGAGAAGUUACUCAAGGGUGAAGGCGUCAGUGAAAACACAACAGAGUUCUGUAGCUGUGGAUGGCCUGAACACAUGCUUAUCCCACGUGGUAGCCACAAGGGAUCUGAGUUUGACCUUUUCGUUAUAUUAACUGACUACGCUCAAGAUGCAAUUGAAGGACAAAGUGACGGUGUUUGUGUUGAUGCCAUCAGUUACUGUGGUGCAAAGGACCAAUUGUAUCCAGACAAGAAACCCAUGGGAUUCCCAUUCGACAGAGUCAUCACAGCCAGUACACUCGCUGAAUUCCUGGUGGAUAACAUGAGCUGCACUGACGUCAAGAUCAAACAUCAAUCAUUUCAAGUUUCAGUUCGUGAAAUUACACUUGAAAAGGCCUUGGCGUGUCAGAAAGCAGAACAUGAAUAUUCAGGCACCCCAUGUGGUAUUAUGGAUCAGUUUAUAUCAUUUGUGGGGCGUAAAGAUCCACUGUGGCGGAAUCCAACUAUAAGAUUAUUAGGUCAUCCAGUUAGGACUGUUUCCCAGUUGAAAUAUCUAGGUGUCAUCAUAGACAACCGCCUCAACUGGAUUCCACAUUUGCAUCAUAUACACCAGAAAGUAGUAUCUCUUACCAAUAGCAUGAGACGAACUAAUGGCAUGUAUUGGGGCAUUAGACCAGAUAUGUUGGAGAUCUGGUAUCGCACAAUAACAGCGAGGGUGAUUUUGUACGGGUCUUCAGCAUGGAGUAUUCAUCUCAAUGGAAACCUGAGGAGGAAACUCAAUUCUAUUCAGCGUCUCCAACUCCUCAUGAUUAUUAAAGCUUAUAGGACCACCUCGACAGAUUCGUUGCAGGUGCUCGCUGGGUUACCACCAUUGGAUCUUGUCGUGGAGAGGGAGGCUGGACAAGCACGGAUCCUACGCAUAAAGGAAGAUUUUAUCUUGUGGGGUACCCAUUACCGCACUUGUGAUUACGAGGAUCAUUCCCCUCGUUCUCUGGGACAUCCGGCGGACAUAAAUUAUGAUGACAAAGUCACCAUAGAGCCCUUAAUUCCGGCUAGGCACGAAAUUUGUCUUUAUACGGAUGGUUCCAAAACGGAAAAACGGAACUUGGCACAGAAGUCUUUAGAUUACAGUGUAAUUAUAGCUGGAAGUCAAAAGAAAGCGUUAAAUAAUCAGAUGUUCAAAACAGAAAUAAUCAAAAAUCGGAUCACAUCAUUCGAGGAAGGAAUAUACGGCAUAUCAGAUCGAAGAGCUGAUAAUGUUUGUCAUUAUCCACGACUGGAACGAAUCGACCGAGCUAGAGUUGGAGGUGGAUGGAUCAUGAUAACACAGUUAAAUGUCGCUUGUCUUGCGGAAGCAGCAGCCCUGAAACAUGCGAUGUCUUAUGCAGCCGCUAAGAGCCAAAAUUCUUUUCGCAUUUACACCGACAGCCAAUCGGCCAUCUUUGCAAUAAGGAAUCCUUAUCAUCCCAGCCCACUUAUUGCAGAAAUCCAAGCACUCCUGAGAGCUAGAUCGUCGGCAUCUCCACUCCACAUAUCCUGGAUUAAAGCUCACUUUGGGAACCAGGGAAAUGAGGCGGACUUACUUGCAAAGGAGGCCGCGCAGAACAUAGAUGAGCAGCAAAUAGAGGUGCUGCUUUCCAAAAGCAGCAUUAAAAGGACAACGUGGAAGGAUGCUCUAAUCCACUGGCAAGAGGACUGGGAUUCCAUUCCACAGGGCAGACGCACAUACGAGUUCUUCCACAGGGUCAGUACAGACAGGCCACAUGACACGGCAGUAGCCUCUGAAGUUUUGUCUGGAAGGGAUCUCGUCUGGAAAUAUUCUCUUCAUAGCAACAUGCCCGCUCAGGACAAACAGCACCGCAUUCUUCCUUUGUUUGAACAUCUGACAUCUUUGACCAGGUCAGUGUUACCCCCAGAGGAGAGAGAUGUACGGCUGAAGAAGUUGGGCAGGUUGCCGAGAGGAACUCUGUUCUCCUGUUUCCACACUGAACAUCUAAUUGAAGCUCAAGAGCUCUACGAAAUUUUACAUGGAGCAAAGGACUUCGAUGACUUCAUGCGUCUUGCAGAACAAGCCAGGGACAUUGUCAAUGAAGGAAUGUUCGUCUAUUCUGCAUCCGUGGCUAUUUUGCAUCGUGAUGACUGCAGGGGCGUAACUGUGCCACCAAUAGAGGAAAUUUUCCCUGACCGUUUCAUUCCCUCAGAAACUAUCAACCAAGCUAUCAAGUCCGACCUCAAGAGGAAAGAUGAUUCACCUGUGGUAGUUGACAUUAUCCAGACUGGCAAUAUCCUAGAUCCUGAGUACAAAUUGGCAUAUUUCCGUGAGGAUAUUGGAGCAAACGCCCAUCACUGGCACUGGCACAUUGUGUAUCCUGCAACAUGGCGCCCAAGAGUUAUGGGAAAAGUAAAGGACAGAAAAGGAGAACUUUUCUACUACAUGCAUCAACAGAUGUGCGCCAGGUACGAUUGUGAUCGUCUAUCCACGGGACUUCAGCGCAUGAUCCCUUUCCAUAAUUUCGAAGAACAACUCGAAGGCUACUCUCCCCAUUUGACCUCACUGGUCAGUGGACAUCAUUAUGCUAACCGUCCUGCUGGGCUCAGCCUCCACGAUUUGAAUGAGUACGUAGAUGUGCAAGACAUGGCCAGGUGGAGGGAAAGACUUUUGCAAGCGAUCCAUCUCGGCGUGCUAGUAGAUGAUCAUGGAAAUGAAGUUAUACUCACCCCAGAACACGGCAUUGAUAUGCUGGGAGCAAUGCUAGAGUCCAGUUAUGAAUCGAGAAAUCGGGAAUACUACGGAAAUCUCCACAACUCUGGCCAUGUUAUGAUGGCACGCAUCCAUGAUCCUGAUGGCAGAUACAAGGAAAAUCCAGGAGUUAUGAGUGACACUUCAACAUCUCUUCGUGACCCUAUUUUCUACAGAUACCACAGAUUCAUCGAUAACAUUUUCCAAGAAUAUAAAGCAACAUUGCCUACUUAUGAGGAGAAAGACUUGAUUUUUCCUGGAGUAAGCAUCGUUAAUGUCACCGUGAACGCGAAAUUGCCCAAUAUUGUUAACACCUUCAUGAAAGAAGAAUAUCUGGAACUUUCUCAUGGUAUUUCCUUAACCGGAUCAGUCAAGGUUAGAUAUCAUCACUUGGACCACGAGCCUUUCACUUAUUCAAUUAGCGUUGAAAACAGUUCAGGUGGUGUUAAACAGGCAACUGUACGUAUUUUCUUGGGGCCCUCUCAUGAUGAACUUGGAAACAAGCUACAGUUAAAUGAGCAGAGACGAUUCUUCAUUGAGUUAGAUAAAUUCCACGCUGAACUGGCUCCAGGCAAAAACACCGUUUCACGCAAAUCUUCAGAAUCAUCCGUAACAGUAAACCCUACCCCAAAAUUCUCUGAACUUCAAUCCGGCCAAGGAAUUAGUGAGAACAGCACAGAAUUUUGCAGUUGCGGUUGGCCAGAACACCUUCUUGUACCCCGUGGUAAUCAUAAGGGCAUGGACUUCCAGCUGUUUGUUAUGCUGACAGAUUACGAGCAAGAUCAUGUGAAUGGCUUGAAUGAUAAAGCUAUCUGUGCUGAUGCUGUCAGUUACUGUGGAGCUAAAGAUCAGAAGUAUCCAGACAAAAAGGCUAUGGGCUUCCCCUUCGACAGAGUAAUCAAGUAUCGUACAGCAGCUGAAUUCUGUUCACCCAAUAUGACAUUCACAGAAGUCAAAGUUCAGUUCAAGGAAAUUGCUUAAAUAUAGGCACAGCAAUCAAAAACGAAAAUGUACUGAUAAAUUAGGCUAAAACUAACAGGAAAUUUAAAAAAAACCACUGUUAAAUAAAAUUAUUUGCUCAGUUUA